GAACACGCUUCUCUCUCCUGGUCACAGUACAGUACAGUGUGGCUCGUAGAGUGAGGUUGGACGCCAAUAUCCAGGAGCAGUUUUAGUAUAUCGUGUCAGUCUAUUUGAAUGCCUUGAGAGGAUUUCGUCUGCAUAAAAUCUUGUGGAUAACAUGGCAGAAGCUACGGGCAGUAGUGGAUGUGAGCCGUGCAGUGUGCUGACCUGGGAUCAGGUGAGUCGGCUGAACGACGUGCUUACCGAGGCUGUUCCCGUCCAUGGCCGCGGGAACUUCCCCACCUUGGAGGUGCGACUGAAGGACAUUGUGCAGAUGGUCCGAAACCAGCUGGAGCAAAAAGGAAUAAAAGUCAAAGAAGUGCGUUUGAAUGGCUCCACAGCCAGCCACGUGUUGGUGCAGGACAAUGGGUGGAGUUACAAGGACCUGGACGUCAUUUUCAGGGUCGACCUCCCGCAAGAAGCAGAGUUUCAGAUCAUCAAAGAUGUGGUUUUAAGCACCCUCUUGGACUUCCUGCCGGAGGGGGUGAACAAGGAGAAGAUCACGCCCAUGACCCUGAAAGAGGCCUACGUGCAGAAACUGGUGAAGGUCUACACCGAGACGGACAGGUGGAGUCUGAUCUCCCUCUCGAACAACAACGGCCGCAACGUGGAGCUGAAGUUCGUGGACUCGAUCCGCCGGCAGUUCGAGUUCAGCGUGGACUCCUUCCAGAUCAUCCUGGACACUCUGCUCUCCUACUACGAGGUGUCAGAGAACCCCAUGUCCCAGCACUUCCACCCCACGGUGGUCGGCGAGAGCGUGUACGGGGACUUCGGCGCGUCGCUCGACCACCUCAAGAACAAGCUGAUCGCCACCAAGAGGCCGGAGGAGAUCCGCGGCGGGGGCCUGCUGAAGUACUGCAACCUGCUGGUGCGGGACUUCAAGCCCACCGACGAGGACGAGUUCAAGGCCCUGGAGCGCUACAUGUGCUCGCGCUUCUUCAUCGACUUCCCCGACAUCCGCGAGCAGCAGCGCAAGCUGGAGGCCUACCUGCAGAGCCACUUCAUCGGCGAGGAGAAGAGCAAGUACGACUACCUCAUGAUCCUGCGCCGGGUGGUCAACGAGAGUACGGUGUGCCUGAUGGGACACGAGAGGCGGCAGACGCUCAGCCUCAUCUCCCUCACGGCCUUCCGGGUGCUGGCGGAACAGAACGCCAUUCCCGACGCCUCCAGCGUCACCUGCUACUACCAGCCUGCCCCCUACGUCAGAGACCCCAAUUUCAGUAACUACUACGUGGCCUCGUGCAACCAGUCAAUUCCAACAUGGCUGCCGUGUAACUGAUGGGCGAAACGAACGGAAAGGUCACUGACUCAAAAUGGCAGAUAAGUCUUAUCUAGCUCUGUAGGUUUAAAGGAUCUGUUUAAAAGGACAAGCAUUUAUUCCCUACCCUCCCCCUGCCCUAGUCCCCUCCCUCAUUCCUUCUCUACAGAGGUGACACAGAAUGGACCCAAUGUGACUUUUUUUUAAGUGUUAUUUGUUUUCUGCAUUUCUUUGACAUAAUUUGUCUUCUCAGGUUGUAAAAGGUCUUUUUUUUGCAAAUCUGAAUGUGAAGAGUAAUUUAAUGUCCAAUUGAAAAAAAAGUGUCUUUGGUGACACCCCCCUCCCCCACCACCCCCCCAAAAAUGAAAGGAAAGGGGGUAAAGGAUAUUAGUUGUUAUUGCAGGAAUCCUGUGACUUGGAUUUCUUCUGUGUGUAAUGAAUUGAAAACCGGGGGUGUAAAAAAAAAAAUUAAAAAAAAGUUUAAAAAGUUGGAAAAAAAACUCAAAUAUCACAGGUGGUGUUUGUAUUCCACAAGAAACCGGGGAGAAAAAAAAAAGGUUUUUUUUGUUUGGGUGGACAUUGUAAUCUAGCCUAUAUUCUACAUUAUUUUGGCUGGUAAAUUGACUUAACAUAACCUUUCUAUUGAUCCCCCAAAACAUUUGAAGUGGAAAGAAAAUGUCUAUUUGAAAGAAGAAGAAGAAAAAAAAAAAAGAAUCUCUUGUUAAUUAAAAAAAGAAAAAAAGGGAAAAAAUAAUAAUCACAUUUCUGCCUUCUUCCCUGGUGGGGUUAGUGUAGGUGUUGCACUCUGAAUGUAGACUUCACUCGGCUGGGUUUUGCCCUUAGCGAUAGCGCGCGGGUCCCUGGGUUGGGCUGGGGCUGUGGGUGUAGGCCUGUGGCUUUACCGUAAAAGGAUCUCGGCGGAUCCCCUGGGAAUCUCUCCCCGGCCUUUUUUUGCGCCGCCGUCUACUGAAACGGGACGCCGGGUUCGGCGACGGCCAGCCAAUGGCAGCCGCGGACGUCUAUAAUUAUCUUCAGAAGCGGUGCGGUAUGCGGCGGGUUGGCACGGCGACCGCCGCGCAUGUGCGGGGCUGACUCACCCCCCCCCACCCCCCACCCCCCCCCCCCGGGCCCGGCCGUGCGUACGCUGGGGCUUGUCCCAGCACCGAUUUCGGCAGAGGAGUCUAGUUUGUAAGUUUGUGUAAAAUGUGUUUGAAAAGGCUAAAAAUAGAUUAUCUGUCCGAUCUGGAGGUGUUGAGUUUGCGAAAAGCACACUUGAGAUCUGCGUAGUCACUGCUCUUUCCUUAGAAGACUUGCUCUUCAUGGACUGUGAGGCCGUCUCGCUGACGUCCGCACUGUGGUGCCCCGGUCGGACCCGAGCCGCAUACCUUCCCCGCUAAACUUCUCGUGACCCAGCAGUUUUGAAAGGGCGCCUAGUUUUCUCAGCAGAAUAGUAACACUUUUUUUUUAAAUGGCAUAAUUUGAGUAGGGUGUCGGGGGGGCUGUCUGAUGCAGCAGAACGGUGCCACCAGAAAAACGCUUCCUACUCCCUGCCGGAGAGCCCACCACUUUUCCCCCUUUAGUUAAGAGAAACGUCAGCUUCCCUUUAACUCCUUAACCCAUUUCUGACUGGCCCCUGAGGUGCACGUUAGCUAGCCCCGGUACAUUGCAGCUUGUUCAAACGUGCUGUGCCCCAGAUAAAGCAGUUUCUCCCCUUAUCUGUGCUCCCCACAGGGCGUGACCGAGCCUUUUUAAACAUGACACCAUUUGAUGGACAGGGUCACUGUAUCCCCUCUGCGAGAGUCGGGCAUGCCCCUAGGUCAGCUUGCCCAGGUUUGAAGGUUUUGUGUGUGUGUGUGUGUGUGUGUGUGUGUGUGUGUGUGUGUGUGUGUGUGUGUGUGUGUGUGUGUGUGUGUGUGUGUGUGUGUGUGUGUGUGUGUGUGUGUGUGUGUGUGUGUGUGUGUGUGUGUGUGUGUGUGUGUGUGUGUUGGGAGAUUUAGUGUUGACCAAAGUCUAUGUUCUAGUGAUGAAGCAGGAAAAAAAGGGAAAAAAAGUGCCUUAAUGUUGUGCUGGUUGUUUUCAGGGAGGUGUAGAUAAGGAUUUUUUUCUUUAAUUUUUUUUUUUUUUUUAAGUGUUUAUACAUAGGAAAGCUUUCUCUUUCUCCCUCCCUUCUACUAUUCUUGUGUGUGUCAGAACUGGCAUGUCAUGAGCGAGAGUUUUGCAUUGGGUUGAAUAUUAGGUGUGAUACCCACAUAACUGGAUUGGGGUUUGAGUGACUUUGAAUAUGGAUCUGGUUCAAGCAAAUGCAUAUCGUGUGUGGGUGUAUUUCUGUAGUACUACUUUUACUCGCCAGGCUUUUCGACACCAUAAGCGCCCUUCCCAUUCCAGCGCCCGAAAACGUGUCCCGUUCCGUCUUAAUUCCGCGUCUCUAACGCGUAUGUUUUCACUUGUGUCGAGGGCUGCGUGAAUGCUGCUUUGUUUUUUUGUCUUUGUUGUUUUGCUUAUUGCUGUUGCCAAAGUCUUGAGGUGCAAAAGCAAAGAAGUAAAAAAAAUAAAUAAGAAUGAAUAAAAUCCCUGACGUGGAGUGAUGAGGAGCCGGACUUUUAAAGCACUUUAAAGCCCUGUGUAUCUCCUGGGUGGGAGAGCUCUGAAUGUAGUGAGGAUUGCAGUACAUGAGGCUGGAGGAAGAGGAAGAGGAGGAGGAGGAGGAGGAGGGGGUGGCUGCAAGACAACAUCUCAGGGAGGUAUCUGUGACUUAUGCAGGGCUAUUUGCCCACACCUUUUUCUGGAUUAAGCUUUUUACGGUGAAUUUUACAGAGUUUUGGGACUUCGCGAUAGAAAUUAUCCCACAACCUCUGCAUUAGUGACCGUUUGAACUGUUUUCCCCAAUUCCCCCCCAUAUUUUGGAGGGUUUCCUGUGACGGACCUGUCUGUUGCAGAAACGCCGGCAUAGUUUGGUGAAAUGGCCACUGACGGUCCCAAGUCCAAAUAAGGUUUCUCUGGCCCUCUGGGAAAGGGGAUCUCCUCUCUGUUUGCACAGUAAUGGGAAACGACAAGUCUGUCUUGUCGAGAUGCACUUAAGCCGACGACACUUGGCUCGGUCACCUGCUUCUCUAGGGGUCAUCUACGUUUCAACAAUAAAGUCGUGUUUGUGAUUUCUUUGCCAAAACGAUUUUACUUUGUGUUAAAAAAAAAAAAAGGCACGCUGUACACAGUCUUAUGGCUUAGAUGUUUGGUUUGUUCGUUUUUUGUUGUUUUUUUUCUUUCUUUAAUGUGGGAAUUCCAUAUGAAAUUGUGUGAAUUUUGCCCCCCCCCCCCGCCAUGUUUAAAGUGUGCUUUCCCUGUGCCUACCUGGCUUCAUGCCUCGGAGUGUGAACGGAGCUACGCUGCAGCACCAUGCUGUUUGGGGAGGUGAAGUGUGGUUGGUGUUAUUUUGCAGAUCUUGCAUGUGGGAUAAGUGUUAGAAACCGGUUGUGACUUUUUUUUUUUCUUUUCUUUUUUUUUUUGCGCUUUUGCAUUAAGGUUUUUGGAGUCGUAGGCAGCCUGUGUGCGCUUUGUGUAUGCGUUUGCAAGCUUACCUUUGCGCAUUCUAAUUCGAGUGCCAGGUUGAAAUGGAGGCGUAUGAAAUUCUCUCCAUUCCGUAAAAUAGUUAAUGCAAAAGCAAAGCCCGCAUCUGCUUCCUGAUGCACAUCUGCCAUUUUCUUUUUAGCACUUUUCCCACUCACUUUAGUUUUCCCUGGAUGGAAAUGUACUUCGGGAAGUGUAUGAACAGCGAAUAAAUGAAUAAAGUAUUUGAACUCA
Messenger RNA from Conger conger (European conger), 5089 nucleotides. RefSeq names its product terminal nucleotidyltransferase 5C (gene tent5c). Gene Ontology annotation, biological process: mRNA stabilization. The record is from RefSeq and is a predicted model, not a curated record. The transcript has 2 exons. Lineage: Eukaryota; Metazoa; Chordata; Actinopteri; Anguilliformes; Congridae. Bases 152 to 1312 code for a protein of 386 amino acids. Gene Ontology annotation, molecular function: RNA binding; poly(A) RNA polymerase activity.